Molecule: messenger RNA, 489 nt
Organism: Antrostomus carolinensis (chuck-will's-widow)
Lineage: Eukaryota; Metazoa; Chordata; Aves; Caprimulgiformes; Caprimulgidae
Product: carboxypeptidase B2-like
Exons: 5
Biological process (GO): proteolysis; fibrinolysis
Molecular function (GO): metallocarboxypeptidase activity
Source: RefSeq, a predicted model, not a curated record
AUGAAGAUGAAGUUUUACCUGCUCUUUUUUACCCUAUUUAUCUGGAUUCAAGAGAAGCAUGUCUUCACUCUUCCAAGGGAUGAAGUUUUGUGGGCUCUUCCACAAACAGACACACAGGUUGAAGCCCUUCAGGAUUUACUGAACACCACUGAGGUUAUUCUCUGGCAACCUGUUGUGGUUGAAAACAUCAAGAAGGACAGAGAAGUCCAUUUCUAUGUCAGGGCAUCUGGCAUAAGUAGCAUAAGAGCUCAGUUAAGGCAACUGACCAUCCAAUACAAAGUCUUGAUGGGAGAUGCUCAAGGACUUAUUGAAAAACAGACUAUCAAUGACACAAUCAACCCGCGUAGAUCUUCAUCAUAUUAUGAAAACUACCAUUCAAUGAAAGAAAUAUAUCACUGGAUGGAAGAAACAGUGAAAGUCCAUUCUGACCUCCUCCAGAAAAUAUAUAUUGGAUCAUCAUAUGAAAAACGACCACUUUAUAUUCUGAAG